AUGGCGCCGCCAGCAGCAGCGGCAGCAGAAGGGCAAGUCCAACGCGGACAACAGCAAGGAGGAGGAGGGUUUGGUCAGAGCAUCACUGGAAUCAUAAGGAUUGCUGUGUUUUGGUACUUCGCUUCCAAAUUCUUUUCUCCCAAAAAGCCUUCUGACCCCACUCAACUCAGCACCAAUCUCUUCCAAAAGGCUGAACCCCUGGAUAUGUGGUUGUAUCUUUCUGAAUGUGAAAAGUUCAAUGAAUUCGGCAGUGAACGUGAACUUGUUUGGCAUGAAACUAAUAUUCCAUAUGCUCUCUGGGGGCCAGAGAGUACCAGAUCUCUUUCUAUGAAGUACUAUCCAUCUGAGGCAUUAAAGCACAAUGGAAGUCUCUAUGCUCAUGUUUUCUUUGCACGCUCUGGUUACCCUCCAGACCCAAGUGAUCCAGAGUAUCAGCCUCUUGCUGUAUUUGGAAAGACACACUCUAUUGUGACACACCUGCCAAAGCCGAAAGCUGAUAAAAAAAGGAGUUUGCUGGGGGACUCGAAAGACUCUGAUGAGAAGGAACCAUUAAUUGAGGUAGUUGAUGAUACUCAAGGUGAUUCUGAAGAUAUUGGUCCUGUGGAGUGGGUUUCGUAUUGGAAACCAAAUAUUACUAUUAAUCUGGUUGAUGAUUUUACGGGGUACCCUCAUAAUGCUGUUCCACCUAAUGUUGCCCCUUACUUGAAUCUUGAGCCCAGUACUGGGAACUACUUUCCAACUAUUUUCUUCAAUGAAUUUUGGUUACUUCGAGAUAAGAUGAUAGCAAUUAAUGAGACAGUGAAAGAAUUGGCUCUUAACCUGGAGGUAGGUCCCAUAAGCAUGACCAAGUGGCAACUAUUCCUGCAGAUUGAUCAGUCUUUCCAAAUUCACCGUAGUUAUGGAAGCAUGCUUGAGGGUGAGGCUGAUGAACUGAAGAGAGUGUUCUUGGAAGGAAAUCCUUACCUCCUUGGAAUCACAAUGGUUGUUUCUUUACUUCAUUCAGUGUUUGACUUCUUGGCAUUCAAGAAUGAUAUUCAAUUUUGGAACAAAAAUAAGUCUAUGGAAGGACUUUCUGCAAAGUCUGUUAUUGUGAGCUUCAUAUGUCAGUUCAUUGUCUUCCUGUAUCUCCUUGACAAUGAUACUUCGUGGAUGAUACUUAUAAGUUCUGGAAUUGGCUGCUGCAUUGAGUUUUGGAAAAUUGGGAAGGCUAUGCACAUUGAGAUUGAUAGAACAGGGAGGAUACCAAUGUUGAGGUUCCGAGACCGUGAGUCAUAUGCAGGAAAUAAGACAAAAGAAUUUGAUGAUAUGGCGAUGAAGUAUUUGUCAUAUGUGCUCUUCUUCCUUGUUGCAUGCUCCUCUGUUUACUCACUUAAGUACGAGCGUCACAAGAGCUGGUAUUCUUGGAUUCUCUCUUCACUCACAAGCUGUGUUUACAUGUUUGGUUUUAUUAUGAUGUGCCCUCAAUUGUUCAUUAACUAUAAGCUGAAGUCAGUGGCUCAUCUACCCUGGAGGCAGAUGACUUACAAGUUCCUCAACACCAUCAUCGAUGAUCUAUUUGCCUUUGUCAUAAAAAUGCCAAUACUACAUCGCCUUUCUGUCUUCCGUGAUGAUGUCAUAUUUCUGAUAUACGUAUACCAGAAAUGGAUCUAUCCCGUGGACAAGAAACGUGUAAAUGAAUUUGGUUUCAGUGGUGACGAUGAGGUCACAGAUGGUGCAGUUGACACUGCUGUUAAGGAAGAAGAGAAGAAAACCAAUUAA
Molecule: messenger RNA, 1758 nt
Organism: Prunus armeniaca (apricot)
Lineage: Eukaryota; Viridiplantae; Streptophyta; Magnoliopsida; Rosales; Rosaceae
Source: the annotation of a GenBank genome assembly